Messenger RNA from Atta colombica, 3349 nucleotides. RefSeq lists its product as uncharacterized. The transcript has 10 exons. NCBI's taxonomy places the organism in Eukaryota, Metazoa, Arthropoda, Insecta, Hymenoptera, Formicidae. Gene Ontology annotation, molecular function: transmembrane transporter activity. Gene Ontology annotation, biological process: transmembrane transport. Gene Ontology annotation, cellular component: membrane. The record is from RefSeq and is a predicted model, not a curated record.
AAGUGUAACGGCGAAAUCCUUUCGAGAAUACGUUCUUAGCGAAAUCAUUGAUCGCGAUGAGGACCAUCGUUUUCAGUUUAAUAUUUUUCUUGAUAUCGGUAUCGAUCGCUGGAUCAAUCAAUGAUUGCGAGGAUCCCAAUUUUCACUCUUUGGAGACGUUAGAGUCAUCCAAACUGGAGUGUGGUCCAGCUUUCAAGAAUCGUUGUCGCUGCUUCCGAACAUGCUAUGACGGUCACCAUCAGUACGUCGUGAAUUGUACGGGAACUGGAUUUCAGGAUACAUCCCCACUGGCGCAUCUGCCUAAUGAGACACAAGUACUCAUCUUUACGGGGAACGAAUUAGAGGAGCUGCCCUGGAACGUGUUCGGCACCUUGGAUAACCUGCCGUAUCUGAGGGUGAUCGACAUGUCGAAUAACAAGAUACGCGAGAUACGCGGCAAGGCUUAUCACCACGUGCAGCACGUAGAACGUCUUAUACUGGACUUCAAUGAGCUCUCGUUGGAUCCCGCGAGGAAUCAUCCGAGAGUGUUCUCCAAUUUCAUUUCUCUUCUAGAGCUGCAUCUGACCGACGCUUUCGAAGAUGGUCCACCGAGGAAUCUGGCGUCGACGCUCCACGAUAUUUUUGUAAACAGCAAUCUCACGCAGCUGAUAAAACUUCAUCUCGAACAGAACGAGAUCUCGGAGUUUCGAGAUGUCAAUGUAUUCUGUGAUCUACCGAAUCUCCUUGAUCUUCAUCUCGGCGAUAAUAAUCUGAAUGCGCUGCAUUUUAAUUUGUCGUGCUUGCAUAAUCUGCGUUUCUUGGAUUUACAACGAAACAAAUUCGCAAGAAUUCUUGAGCGCGAUCUCCACAUCAUGGACAAUCUCGCCAAGCACGAUCGAAACGUAACCGUGGAUUUUUCUGACAAUCCUUUCGAAUGCUCCUGCAAGCUCAAUCCGUUCAUCAAGUGGAUGAAGAAGACGAAAGUGUUUAUCCGAAACAAAGCCAACUUACAAUGCUACAAGGGUAAUGUAAGCUACGACUUCCACGAAACAAAGAAUUGCGCUCCAAAGCUCCUAGUUUCCGCUCGGCGAGGAACCACGGUGGUACUUUGCUUCCUCUCAAUAGUGCUGAUCGCCCUGGUGUGCGCUUUAGUUUACCUACAAAGGACAAUGCUUCAGAAAAAAAUUGAGCCGGUGCUUGAUUCGGUCAGCAAGAGGGUGCGAUACACCUCAAUAGCGAAUGGUGAUACUCGCGAGGAUGUGUGAACCUCGACAGAAAAGAUGCCACUCGUCGAGCGACUUCGUCUCGAUGAGAUCGUCAGUUCAUACCCAGAGCUCGGACCGACAGCUCCGGAUGGUGGAUACUCGUGGUUUGUUCUUCUAGGUGUUGUCUUCAUUCAGAUCACCGUGCCUAGCGUCCUGUCGAUGUACGGCAUAGUACGAGGAUAUUUAGUCAGCAACGAUCCAUCGCUUUACUUCGAUCUGUGGAGCGAGGUCACUUUGGCGCCUCUAUUAUUCGUUGCUUUUUGGAGCUUAGCAGAUCCAUGGACCAAGGCCAUCACGGAUCUAGCGUCGAUUCCACGACUGGUUGGUAUCAUCGGCGUGGCUCUUCUCACCACGGGUGUCAUAGCUUCCGGAUACUUGGCGACCGGUGGAAUGGGCGCAUAUUUAGCCGGUUUGAGUGCCGGUGCGGUGAUGGGCAUAGGGGCGAGUUUCGUGAUUGUUGAAAGCGAAACCGUGCUGCGAAAACAUUUCAGGGUGAGACUGCCGUUGGUGCUGAUGCUGAAGAACAUUGCCAUGUCCAUCGGCUUCACUCUUGUGCCGGCACUCACACAGUUCCUGCUUGCGAAAACCGACCUAAAGACAGGACUUUUGCUGAUGACGAUUACCUUUAUUCCUACUGCCUUAGGCACUCUGAUCUUGCGCUUUCCAACUCCACAGCGAGCAUCCCCUUAUAGAUUACUUCUGACCGACGAGGAUAAUGAAUUGGGCAGGAUAUCUUCGGAUAAAGAAUUAGAGUUUGAUCAACGGAAUAAUGGUACAGAUAACAUCGGCUACGACAGUGACAAACAGGACAGUAAUGUAGGGGCUUUGUUUAGCGAGGUGAACAGCAUCUACACUUAUCAAGAAGCGGACGAGGACGUCGAGCUCUUCGUCAAUCCGACCGUGCAAUCCGACGGCAAGUGGAAGCAAGAGUUUCAUGUGGCUCGCUAUUUCAAAUUUUGGGCGGUCAUGGUGACGUGGACUGGGAUGAAGUCCAGCUCACUCUUCUUCUGGAUUCUGAUACCCAGCUUAUUUCUGCAACGAACGGAGCCAUUUUAUUGUACUGACUGGGUAACAUUGUUGGUGGCUGCAGGUGUUGGUUCUUUCAUACCCAGCAUCGCUAGCUAUUGGUUCAUCGUCACUACCACUCAGUAUAGAAGAAUAUAUUUCGGCGGCGCCUGUUGGCUUAGCAGUAUUAUUUUGUUAAGUUUAAGUUAUACAUUUAACUAUUACUGGUUUCUAACGUGUUCGCUGUUCGGUGGUGUCGGCAUCAGCACUUUGCUCGUCUGCCAAGACUUAGCGCUCUGCGACGUGCUUGGAAAUCAAUUUGCGCAUCACUCUUACAGAUUGUUGUCUACUAUCGUCGGACUGAGCGUGCUGGCUUUUUGCUUUAUACACAACGAGAACAUAUGCCUUCGCAUAGUUGCAUUGCUGCAAUUUCUUGGUGGAUGUUAUUGGAUCGUGCCACCCAUCUGGGAAAUCAUACGUGCGGGGAAGCUGAGAGAAGGCUAACAAAAAUCAUUAUAUGCUGCAAUAAUUCGUCAAUAUUUAGAGCGUUAACAUUGAUGAUAAAAAACACGAUGAAUUCUUAAAUACCUUUCAAUAACAAGAAAUAUUCUUCUGGAGUAAUCGUAAGAAUGCGAGUACGAAUAUUUCGUAUGUAAUUUGUGUAAUUGGAAUAUGUAACUAUUUAAUCCUUUACGUCAUACAUUGAUUUAUGAAUUGCAAUUGAUUUUGAAUUAUCAAGAAUGUAAGGCAAUAUUGCACGCAAUGAGGAGUGAACCUUGCAUUUCUUAUAAUUUAGACGAGGUGCAAUAGAAUAAAUAUUUUUACAUUGUAUGAUUGUCUAGGUGUGAUCACAAAUAGUAUCGUAAAACUUUUAUUAAAAUAUCUCUUUAAUUAUCGUUAACGUCAAAUUAACAAUGCACGGUAUUAUCACUGUGAUUUAUACUGUCUUAUUUAAUUAACAAAUUUAUUCUAUUAAACUGUCCAUCAUCAUCAUUUUGCAAUACGAAUGUGAAUUUUUAUUUCUGACAUAUUUUUGCCUACUAAAUACGAAUCCGUUGAUAAAAUUUGGCUAAUUACAAUUUUAAGAAAAAUGGCGUCAA